AUGGCGCUACUAUUGAUAGCGGCGAUAUCAACAAAGGAAGUAGCAAUAGCGAUGACAACGGUGCCAGUGAAGACUUGCCUGUAUCACCGGGCAUUCAGAGGGGUGAAAUCACGGAGAUAUCUGGACCAAGAGGGUCCGGAAAGACUGCUCUGGCAUACCGCUGGCCCACUCUGCAUGACCCGAUUCGAAGAGAUGUUAUGCAAGAAUACCACGCCAGCACAGACGGGCCAGCUGCUGCAAAACCUGCUACACCUUCAACCGACAACUCUAGCCCAUUUACUGGCCCUGAUAUCGCAUCCUGUUCCCGGCUUCCCUCCAGCCAACACGGGCUUGAUAGUGCUAGACUCGAUAUCAUGUCUUUUUGGCUCAGAAUUCCGAAGCAAGCUACCGGCCAAACUCAGCAAGGCCAACGACCUGAACCGUGCGGAAAAGUCCAAAGACGCCCAGGAGUCGAAGCUAUGGUGGAAAUUAAUUGGUAACUUGUCGGCGAAUCUGAACGCGCUUGCAUCUCGGCUAGACUGCGCGGUUAUCGUCACUAAUGAGAUGGUUACCCGCUUCCGGCCUGGCCAGAAACCCAUGCUCCACGUUGCUAUAUCGGGCUAUACAUGGGAUACCAGUGUAGCUACGCGAAUCAUCCUGUACUGGCACUGGCUAGACCCUGGUGCUAGAGAGAAUCUACAUAUGAAGCGGAUUAGAAUUGCAGAGGUCUUCAAAGCAGGGAAGAUGACUAUUGUGCCUAGAGAUGUGGAGAGGAUUGUUCCAUUCUUUGUUGAAGAUGCGGGCCUUUGUGAAUUUACUCGUUUAUCGAUACGACUGGGCGGUGCGGCCGGUACACCUCAGCCGGGAAAGCGUAAGCUUGACCAGCAGCUUCUACCGUCUCAACUCCCUCGCAGACCAAAGAUUGAACAUGAGAGCGAAGAUGAGGAGGGGAAGGAAAGUCUAGAGAGAGAGGCUGCUGAGCCUGUGCUGGCGACCACUCUACCUGCUGAAAUAAUGGAUAGCCAAGACGAGGAAGAGGAUGAAGAAUGGCUGGAGGCUACUGAGGCGACAGACACGGUGAACCUAGAGCUUACUCCUGAUCCCAUUCCUGGACAGGAGACCCUAGAGGACGACACCGAGCUGCUGCUCAGAAGUAUGGUGGAAGGGGAUGUAUGA
This is a messenger RNA of Microsporum canis CBS 113480, 1155 nucleotides long. RefSeq lists its product as hypothetical. Gene Ontology annotation, cellular component: replication fork; Rad51C-XRCC3 complex; Rad51B-Rad51C-Rad51D-XRCC2 complex. Bases 1 to 1155 code for a protein of 384 amino acids. The record is from RefSeq and is a predicted model, not a curated record. Gene Ontology annotation, molecular function: crossover junction DNA endonuclease activity; four-way junction DNA binding. Lineage: Eukaryota; Fungi; Ascomycota; Eurotiomycetes; Onygenales; Arthrodermataceae. The transcript has 3 exons. Gene Ontology annotation, biological process: meiotic DNA recombinase assembly; reciprocal meiotic recombination.